AUGUCUUCAUUCGUUCCAUUCCAAUCGGUAGAAGUCUACGAAGGACGGCUCAAUGGCAGCUCAACCAAGGAAGGACAAGGAUCGAUACGGAUGGACCACGAGGACAACUCGGAAGAAGAUUAUGCUCUAUUCGGGAGCCAGCCGAUAACUCUUUUUAUUUAA
Molecule: messenger RNA, 162 nt
Organism: Caenorhabditis briggsae
Lineage: Eukaryota; Metazoa; Nematoda; Chromadorea; Rhabditida; Rhabditidae
Exons: 1
Coding region: 1-162 (53 amino acids)
Source: RefSeq, a predicted model, not a curated record